AUGCACACUUCUUACGUUUCUCUUGCGGUCUUCGCCAUGGGCGCCGCUGCCGUCCCAAACAUGCCAAAGACGCCUAGCAAUCCUUUUGAAGGCAGCUUUCCUUUCAUGCCCUCCGGAGCUUCCACAGGGGACGAUGAUGGCAUGUCCAACCCGGUUCCUGCUUAUAUGGCUGCUAUGCAAACUGUCGAGGAGGUACAGACAGGUUCAUACAGCAACAACAACAACAAACCUGCGCCCAUUGCCCAGCCUGUCCAGGCCAAGCCGGCGAGCGACGACAACCAGGAGUUUAACGCACCUAUGGCGCUGCCCUCGGCGCCUUCGAUGAAUGACCUUAUUCCUGAAAGCCUUGAGGAUGCUGCCCCGUCAUCCCUGUCGUCGGUCAACGCACAAGUCAAGCCGAGCCCGGCAUUCUCUGCUGUGUACGAGUAUUCAUCUUCUAUGUCGAUCAUGGUCUCCGUGCCGUCGGCUUCUUCGUCCAUGGCUCCUCUGGUCAUCUUGGCUACCCCUGCACCCGAAUCUAUGCCCGUGGAAAUGGCGCCCGUCACCGUCAACCCGGUGUCGGUGCAAUCUAUCGUGCAGACCCCAGUGGCCACGCUCUCUAGCUUCAUCACCCGGCCCAUUUUGAAGGCCCCAGUCACCUCAAUCGUCGUGCCCAAGAUCGAGGCUCACUCGGCCGAAAUUCACGAGCAGCACAUUGUUUCGCAGAUUGCAAGCUCCAGUGUUUUGCACGCUGCUGCAUCCAGCUCGGCUACCGCUACAGCUAGCGCAGAUGCUGUCGAAGAUGCCACUAACGUGCUCAGCAAGAUUCCUCUCCUGGGCGGUCUUCUCGGUGGCCUUGGCCUUUGA
Penicillium brasilianum is the source of this 846-nucleotide messenger RNA. NCBI's taxonomy places the organism in Eukaryota, Fungi, Ascomycota, Eurotiomycetes, Eurotiales, Aspergillaceae. The record is from the annotation of a GenBank genome assembly.